UUGUUCGCUGGGAUUUGGGGGAGAUAUUGUACCCCCUUCACCCUCUACCACUGAAGUCAUUUGACCGAAAUUUUGAAGAAAUUACUUUCUGUCUAGUAUCUGUUUGGUCUAGUGUCUGUUCGGUCAGUGCCUUUUGGUCUAGUGCCUGUUCGGCCCAGUGCCUCACGGCCUACUGAGUGGUCUCGGGGCUCGGGCGACCACGCAAGGACAGGCCUCGCUGGACCCCGGCUGCACGCUGGCUCAAGGGCAAGAGGUGAGGAGGGAGGGUCGCAGGACACCAAGAGGAAGCGACCAGGACCACCGGGGCUGGAGGAACCGGAACUCUGGAGGCCCGGAAGCCGCGAGGAAUGCUCGCUAUGCCGCGGAGAUUCUACCUGGGGAUGACGACGGAAGAUGUGCUGGCGGCCGCACACGCUCUCGCUGAAGCCGCCGUCGCCGUCCAGGGUGAUGGUGGUGUCGGCCAGCAGUCUCAGCACCAGCCCCACGGUGGUGCGCUCGUUGCAGUCGAUGCCCAGCAGACAGCUCUCCUCCACGUCGCGCCGCCCCACGUAGGACACCACCACCAGUGGAGCAAGCUGUGCUGUGCGUGGACGCAGCGCGCGGAAGUGAGGCAAGCCAGCAAGCAGUCUCACGCACGGCGAGAUGUCAUCUAUAGCGCGUCCCACGCUGAGUCUGCAGCUCGGAGCGAGGGGCGCGCACUGUUGCCACAUCGCACCUCCCGGCAUCCGCGCAUUUAAAAAUAUUAUUUUGCACACCAUGGUAGUUAUAAUAAGUUUUUUAUAGAGAUAUUUUUUUUUUCAAUUUUCCUAUUUGUUUGAUUUUUCUAAGAACAUAAAAUAGUGUCUGUUGACUGCGGUAAAGUUUUCAUUCUGUAAUAAAAUUAAUUCACUGCUAAACAC
This is a messenger RNA of Bacillus rossius redtenbacheri, 899 nucleotides long. RefSeq lists its product as uncharacterized. Lineage: Eukaryota; Metazoa; Arthropoda; Insecta; Phasmatodea; Bacillidae. The record is from RefSeq and is a predicted model, not a curated record. Bases 348 to 737 code for a protein of 129 amino acids. The transcript is spliced from 3 exons.